AUGUUCCUCUCAGUCAUCCUCCUUGGCCUGGUGGUAGGCAUAUCAUCUAUCGGGCCAGUCAUUGCGCAGGCAACCUGCAACGGCCAGUCUGCAUACUGCGACCGCAGCUACUCCAACGUCACCCAAGUUGGCUCCCACGACAGCCCCUUCGUCGGGUUGCUCCCCUCUGAUAACCAGAACGUCAAUAUCACCGAGCAGCUGGACCUUGGGAUCCGAUUCCUACAGGGCCAAACUCACAAGUCCUUGGUGGACGAAACCAUCCUCCUCUGCCAUACGUCGUGCCUGCUUGCGGACGCGGGCACUUUGGAAUCCUACUUGGCCACAGUCAAGUCCUGGCUAGACAGCAACCCGGAUGAGGUGGUGACCCUCCUCCUCACAAACGGUGACAGUCUUCCAGUGGCACAGUUCGGCGACGUCUUCACCGGCGCCGGAAUCACAGAAUAUGCGUUCGUCCCGAGUUCGUCCCCGAGCACCCUAGCCAUAGAUGCGUGGCCAACCCUACGGGAGCUGAUCGGGAAUGGCACGCGGUUGGUGGCUUUCCUAGAUUAUGGCGCCGAUGCUUCGACCGUCCCGUACAUCCUCGAUGAGUUCGCCUACUUCUUCGAGACGGCCUAUGAUGUGACGGAUGCUUCCUUCUCCAACUGCAGCAUUGACCGGCCCGCCGGUGCGUCGGCCACCGGACGCAUGUACAUUGUCAACCACUUCUUGGAUGUCGACGUCUUGGGCAUCCUGAUUCCCGAUCGGGAGCGUGCACCUGAGACCAACGCCGUGUCGGGAGAUGGCAGCAUUGGAGCCCAAUCCGACCUGUGCGAGUCCAUGUAUAGCCGGCUGCCCAACUUCCUUCUCCUGGAUUUUGUCGACCAGGGCGAGCCGAUCGCGGCGCAGAGCGCUCUGAAUGGCGUAUAG
Messenger RNA from Aspergillus sclerotioniger CBS 115572, 906 nucleotides. RefSeq lists its product as uncharacterized. NCBI's taxonomy places the organism in Eukaryota, Fungi, Ascomycota, Eurotiomycetes, Eurotiales, Aspergillaceae. Bases 1 to 906 code for a protein of 301 amino acids. The transcript is spliced from 2 exons. The record is from RefSeq and is a predicted model, not a curated record. Gene Ontology annotation, biological process: lipid metabolic process. Gene Ontology annotation, molecular function: phosphoric diester hydrolase activity.